GAUACUAUAGUUUUGAUAAACAAUGACAAACAUGGGUGUUGUCUAGUACGAAUUCACAUACACAGAACACUCGUAUCAAGACCUUUCAAGUUCCUUUAAACACACGUGGAUGGUAAAACAAUUAUAUGAAAAUCCAUGUUGCUAAUCACAAGUUCUACAUUGUACUAUGAAUGCCAUUGUGAAGGCGGCUAAAGAGCAGGUUAUGUGCCCUGCUUGUAGGGAGCGGAUCAAAGAGCCGAAGACCUUAUCAUGCCUCCAUUCCUUCUGUAAGAAAUGCAUUGCGGAUCACAUCGUGAAGACGACAAAGAACCAAUCCGAUCCAGUGGGUUUCGGCUGUCCCGUUUGCCGGAAGGAGACUUUAAUGCCACCUGGUGGUUCACAGUCCCCUUCAGCAUGGGUAGAUACUCUGCAAACAAAUACAGCAAUAGCCAAUAUUUUACAAGCGUUUGAAUCGGAGUCUUUGCCAAAAACUUGUACAUAUCAUCCGGAUAAGGAAAUAGAAUAUUAUUGUGAAGAUCACUUUCUUUCGAUCUGCUCGUUGUGUGCAACUAUAACCCACAAGAAGUGUGAAGACGUGACUCCAAUAGAGGAAGCGGCCAAACGGCGGCGUGCAGACAGCGGAAAACUAAUCAGUUUCCUCAUGGAACAAGCUUCACUAGUUGAAAAAAUUCUGACUGACAGAAAAAGCCAGUUAGAAUAUCUCGAUCAAGCGGAGUCGGACAUCAGAUCCCACCUAUCGAGUCUGCGAAAGAGAGUUAUCGAAAUCAUGGAUACCUUUGAAAAUAAGGUCGUCGGUGAAUUGGCACAGAAGAAGAAUAAAGAGGCGGAGUACGUAAAACUUGAAGUACAUACAUGCGAACAAAUAGUGAAAGAUACUCAAAACUCUUUGGAGGCUUUCCAGGACGCCAUUCAAAAGGAACCCCCGGCAGAUUUUGUCAUGUCGUACUUGAAAAACGCCGAGAUGUUCCAACAAAGGCAAAUAACGAUAGGUGGUUUCUGCCAAAAUCUCAAGAAUGUGAAAAUUACUUUCAUCGCUAACAAAACUGCAGAUCAGGCUCUAAGACAGGUAAAAUCUCUUGGAAAUUUGUCUGUCGAAAGGACACCAAACAGACAUGCUUUGCCUUACACGAAAUCAUACACAGAGAAUAGACAAAACUUCUUACAAACGCCAAGGUCUAUCUCGUCAUUACGCCGAGGUACCACCCCAUUCCGUCCAGUGUCUGGAGCAUCCACAAUCAACGAUGAAACCCAAUCACUUCCGAACAGCAAAUCACGACCGAUCUCAAUCCGACCCCGCCCAUAUUCCACUCUUCCAGACUCGUCAAGAUUAGAGCCGAUACGACAAAAGCGGGAACUAGAAGGAUUCUCCCAACCACCCAGACACGAGACUUUUCCAAAGAAAGAAAGCAAAGCAACAAAGAACACGAGAGAUCUGACCCAGUCCAGACCAUCUGCAACAAGUAUUUCAAAGGAUGGAAAAAUAAUACAAGCAAAACUAAAGGCCACGUUUGAUGCGUCAUCUCCAGAUCAGAAUGAAUGCUCAAUUGAAGGUGCCACCGUUUUAACGUCAGGUCACGUGGUUCUUGCUGACUCUUAUCACAGCUCAUUAAAGCUGUUCGAUCCAAAAUACAAUUACGUUGGAUGUAUCAAGUUCUCUACGUCCCCAGGUGACGUCACCGCAAUCGCAGAUGACGAAGUGAUUGUCUGUCUACCCGAUACUAUGCAACUGAAGCACGAAAAGCUUCAGAGUAAUAAACUAGUUCCUGGGGAAUCUCUUGCUGUCGGUGACAGGUGCACGUCUGCAAGUUACAACAACGGAAUUCUGGCGACCUGUUCUGGUAGCACAGUGCAUGUUUUCAAGAGAGAAAAUUCGCGCUGGAUAAGGAUUCUUUCGCAGAAGUUGGAUGUCGAUAACCUCAUGUAUAUUGCUGUUGAUAAAGAAGGGGAAAGAAUUGUGGUGACAAAAAACGGUUAUCCAAAUCGACCAGUACUCUGCUUAAACAAAAAUGGACAGAAAAUAUGGAGUUUUACACACGAGGAACUCCGGUUGCCAAGAGGUGUUGCUUUCUACAAAGAUCAGAUUUUAAUAGUGUCGUGGGACCAACAACGCAUUCUGCAACUUAACAAAGAUGGUCAAUUAGUAGGUGCAAUCGUCCGUGACGGUCUGCAGUGGCCUUGGAAAUUGUGUAUUAGCCCCAUGAAUGACAAAAUGUUUGUUACGCAGUGCUACUAUAGGCUCACUUUGAAAGAAAAAAAUUCAAUUAAAGUUUUCUUAUUGAAAUGACAUAUCAAGAACUCGCGAGGUUCCCAUUUUUGAAUAGUUUUUGUUUGUAGUGAAUUCGGUGGCUGGUGUGAACAAAUUUUGUGUUACUUAAGAUGUCAAGAUAAGAAAUAAACUUUUCAAUAUUAUGUAAUGUACAUCUUCAUGUGUGAAAUACGAUAUAAAUACCCAGAGCUCGUCUGAUAGA
Ostrea edulis (European flat oyster) is the source of this 2468-nucleotide messenger RNA. Its product is annotated as tripartite motif-containing protein 3-like. The record is from RefSeq and is a predicted model, not a curated record. The coding region runs from base 167 to 2284 and encodes 705 amino acids. Gene Ontology annotation, molecular function: zinc ion binding. NCBI's taxonomy places the organism in Eukaryota, Metazoa, Mollusca, Bivalvia, Ostreida, Ostreidae. The transcript has 2 exons.